Drosophila sulfurigaster albostrigata is the source of this 624-nucleotide messenger RNA. Its product is annotated as huntingtin-interacting protein K. The record is from RefSeq and is a predicted model, not a curated record. NCBI's taxonomy places the organism in Eukaryota, Metazoa, Arthropoda, Insecta, Diptera, Drosophilidae. Gene Ontology annotation, biological process: negative regulation of apoptotic process; protein stabilization.
UGGGAAAAUUAUGAAACUAGUAUAAGCUGGUAUAUUUAACGUCCCAAAACAGUAUAUUGUAAAAUUUCAUAUUCGGUCACCUAGCAUCAGUGUUAAAAUUUGCAGCAUGGCGGAAACAGAGCCCGAGGUCGAGGUCAACGGUGAAGCUGAAGGCGAGGCCGAAGACGAUUCCCAAGAGCAGGACAAAAAGCAAAAGAAGCAAACGCGUCACGAUGGCGGCGCCGCUGAUUUGGAACGUGUGACGGAUUACGCCGAGGAGAAGGAGAUUUCAGCGGCGAAUAUUUCAAGUGCUGUGGAACAAUUUGGCAAUCAGCGUGACAAGGAGAACAGUCUGAGGGUGGCCAGGGAGAAGGAGCUGCAAAAGGUGCAGGUGAAGAAGGAGGACAUUGAACUGAUCAUGAACGAGCUGCUGGUUAGCAAAACGUUGGCUGAGAAGGUGCUGCGGGAGCAGAGCGGCGAUGUUGUGGCCGCCUUGGAAGCCAUCAUUAGCAAUUAAUGAUGCAACUGCUCUCGCCCAAGUUGUCGUCGUCGUUUCUUUUACUUAGCAUAACACUGCUUUAUUUGUACAUUUAUAACUAGUAAAAAACAACAAAAAAAAACAAACAAAAUCAAUUUUUAACAUAA